Messenger RNA from Owenia fusiformis, 1240 nucleotides. The record is from the annotation of a GenBank genome assembly. NCBI's taxonomy places the organism in Eukaryota, Metazoa, Annelida, Polychaeta, Sabellida, Oweniidae.
UUAUGGUUUAUUUAUCUUAGAGUAGUCUUAGUCUUUACGGAAGACAAUUUACUUGUACCAGUAGUAGCAUCGAAGAUACCAAACAAGAGAAAAUGAUAUCAUCUCAAGAGAUUCUGGUAGUAUGCAUUAUAAGCUUGAUGUUUACGAUCGUGAGUUCUGGAAAAUCCUGCAAAGAGCGUGUUAAAAAUGCCAAGUACAUUGUCAACAACCUAGAUACUAUCAACGAGGAAUGCAACGCUGAUAUCAAAUGCAAAGUGGAAGAACCGACAGUAAAAUCUGUUUGGGCGACCUACGUGAGAUGGGGGAGGACCGUUUGCCCUAGGACUGCUAAGGUGUUAUACGAAGGUAUAGCAGGUGGGUCCCACGUUUCCAACACUGGGGGUGGUGCAAAUUACGUCUGCCUGCCAAAAAAACCCGAGUACGGAACAGUUAUCAGUGGCGUCGGUCGUGUUGGUGGGUAUAUGUACGGGGCGGAGUAUCAACUCAGGCCAGACCAUAGUAAUCCAUUUGUACUCCCUAAUCCGCAAAAUGUAAAUUCGCUCUACAACCAGGACGUGCCGUGCACAGUAUGUCAGAUCCCCCGUGGAGUGGUGAUGAUCCCUGCCAAACGGACCUGCCCAGAGGGGUGGACAUUCGAGUACAGAGGUUACUUGGUAUCUGAGCACCACGCCCACCCUAACAACGUUGUAUUUGAAUGUAUGGAUGAGGCGCCCGAGACAAGCCAAGGCGGACAUGAAGACAAGGAAGGUGCAUUGUUCUAUUCUGUACAAGGGGUGUGCGGAUCCCUGCCCUGCCCCGACUAUGUAAAUGGCGCAGAAUUGACCUGCGUUGUUUGUUCGAAAUAAAGUUAUAUAUAGUCGAUAGUGGACUUCAAAUUACCAAUACCAAAAAUGGAGACUUGUGAUUUUCGAAUAUCUGUUUAGAUUUUCUACGAUGACAUCUAUGGCAAUACUGUUAUUUCAAUUGAAAAGGUUGAGCCGAAUCCGAAUUCACACAAUUUUAAAAUAUCUGGAAAACUCUAGAACACAAAAUUAAGUUUAAGUUACAAUCUGAAUGUCAACAUAGACUAACAAGAUCAUGGCUCUAUAUGGAACGAAUGGAUUUUAAGGAAUGUUAUAUACCCAAUCGACCAAAAGGAUAAUCGACAUAUUUCAUCUUCUUUUUGCAAUAAUAAUAUAUACUUAUUAGUUACGUAAAACCCGAGUAUGGAUGAAAUUACAAAAUAAAAUGUUUGCUUAAA